Chlorocebus sabaeus (green monkey) is the source of this 1219-nucleotide messenger RNA. Its product is annotated as mitochondrial import inner membrane translocase subunit Tim23. Gene Ontology annotation, biological process: protein import into mitochondrial matrix. Lineage: Eukaryota; Metazoa; Chordata; Mammalia; Primates; Cercopithecidae. The record is from RefSeq and is a predicted model, not a curated record. Gene Ontology annotation, cellular component: TIM23 mitochondrial import inner membrane translocase complex. Gene Ontology annotation, molecular function: transmembrane protein transporter activity.
GGGGCGCACACUGCCGCAAAGCGGAAGCGCGGCGCUUAGGGGGAACCGGCGCCCGGAAGGUCAGCGUGUGAAGGAGGCGCUAGCAACCCGGGGGUUACCCGCUGUUAUUGAGGAGCAACGGCCCAGCGGACCACCCAGACUCGAGACAGCGGCGGGAACCACUCGGUUUGCUGAGAUACCAUGGAAGGAGGCGGGGGAAGCGGCAACAAAACCACAGGGGGAUUGGCCGGCUUUUUCGGAGCCGGCGGAGCAGGUUACUCGCACGCGGAUUUGGCUGGCGUCCCGCUAACUGGUAUGAACCCUCUGUCUCCUUAUUUAAAUGUGGAUCCGCGAUACCUCGUGCAGGAUACAGAUGAGUUUAUUUUACCUACUGGAGCUAAUAAAACCCGGGGCAGAUUUGAGCUGGCCUUCUUUACGAUUGGAGGAUGUUGCAUGACAGGGGCUGCGUUUGGGGCAAUGAAUGGUCUUCGGCUAGGAUUGAAGGAAACCCAGAACAUGGCCUGGUCCAAACCAAGAAAUGUACAGAUUUUGAAUAUGGUGACCAGGCAAGGGGCACUUUGGGCUAAUACUCUAGGUUCUCUGGCUUUGCUCUAUAGUGCAUUUGGUGUCAUCAUUGAGAAAACACGAGGUGCAGAAGAUGACCUUAACACAGUAGCCGCUGGAACUAUGACAGGCAUGUUGUAUAAAUGUACAGGUGGUCUUCGAGGGAUAGCACGAGGUGGUCUGACAGGACUAACACUUACCAGCCUCUAUGCACUGUAUAAUAACUGGGAGCACAUGAAAGGCUCCUUGCUCCAACAGUCACUCUGAAGAUUUUGCCAACUCAUGAAUGGAGGACACUUAGUAUCUAGAUCAUUUUAUAAGACAGUCUGGAGUUAUCCUCCCUCUCCUACCUACAAUUAGUUUGAAAAAUUGGAGAUUUUGAUUUGCUGUGAUGAAAAUCCUGGAUGGUUGACCAAGACUGGCACUUGUUCCAGCCAUUAGUGAGUUGAAGCCAAAGGCCUUUGGUGACUGAGAACCAUGGUUCUCUUCUCUGGAGAAGAUCUUGCACAUCUCUCUUCUCCUCCCCCAUGAACUAGAAAACCACUUACUCCCAGAAUUCAGGUCGUGCUUGUCAGUACUAUAUCACCGUCUGUUCAUUUAAUGAUCCAAAACUGUAAUGUUGCACUGUAUUCCAAAUAAAGGGUAAAAACAGAACUAAAGUUGUAACUCUAACACA